This is a messenger RNA of Dentiscutata erythropus, 303 nucleotides long. The record is from the annotation of a GenBank genome assembly. NCBI's taxonomy places the organism in Eukaryota, Fungi, Glomeromycota, Glomeromycetes, Diversisporales, Gigasporaceae.
AUGGUGAAUUUUGGAAAAAUAAGGAUAUUGGUAAAAUGUAUGAUUUUUUUAAACCUGGUGUUACAAGAUUUGAUAAUACAAAUAAUGAUAUACAAAGAAAACCUACAUCAGAUGGAAUCCUUUCAUUUGGUUGCGAUAAACAAAAAGGUGAAUUCAGUCCAAAUAUCGCUUGGAUAGUAACGGUAACUGUGGAUCCUUUAGCUUUACAAGAAAAAAUUGAUAAUACACUUUUGGCUAACAUGACUACAAACAAAGAUGAACCUAUCGAUCUAGAAGAUGCGUUAUUUUUUGGAAUAGAACAAA